AACAACACAAACAACGUUUCGCGUCAGUGUGAAUUGUGGCUGUUUGGGCUGUGUGUGGUGUUUACCUGCCGUUCGCUGUUACCGAAACAGAAACCAACCAUGGAGCUAGUUGUGCAGGAAAUGUGGAACUUUUGUCGAUUUUGUUUAAGCCAGGACGAAGAUCUUCUUAUCCCGAUCAGGAACGCACUGGACGAGCACGUCACCGUCGACAAUAUAGAACGAUUCACGGGCAUCGCUAUCGAACCGGACGAAAACAUUCACGAUGCCAUUUGUACCGAUUGCUCCAACCGAUUGUACACGUAUGCUGUCUUCCGGCGGUCUUGCUUAAGGAACGAUGCCUAUUUACGUAAAAUUUACCCACAAAUGUGUGCUGAUGACAUACUCGAUGAAGUAGAUGCUGCAGCGGCUAAUCACAGUAACGACCCGUGUGUUAACCGGAAGUUGGAAAGUGUCGUUCCGAAGGCAUCCUCUUCCCAAGCGACGAGUGUGUCAGAAGAAGAUGAAGAAGAAGAAGAGGAAGAAGAAGAAGAAGAAGGAGAAGAAGGAGAAGAAGAAGAAGAGGAAGAAGGAUAUUCAUGCUUCUCAAGCGAACAGCCCACCACACAAUCGAUGGUGCUCGCAAACCCCUCUCCCCCACCAUCGGUCGAUCGUGGCGUGAAGGAUGAGCUAGUGGAAGAAGAACUGUACUCGGCUAACUACAUCGCACCGGGCGAAGAUUUGGACGAUGACGCGCGGGGCUCCAGCGACGACGACAGCUUCAUAGCGGAAAUGUACAACGCCAUCAUGCGCAAACCGCAACGAGCCUACACGCAGUCGAAAAUUGAGCAAGAGUACAUUUCGAACGAAAUGUACCACCUGCUGGACCUGUCGAAGUAUCGGCGCCAGCGGUAUCUGUGCGAAAUGUGCGGGAAGAUGGUGAGCGAUAUCGUGUCGCACAUCGUCAGCCACAAGCAGGAGGCCCGGUACGCGUGUCCGCACUGUCCCGUCCGCAUGACGCACUCGGCCAACAUGAUGCGGCACGUGCAGGCGGUACACGAGCGCAGGAUAGUGAAGACGUGCAAACCAUGCGGCAAAGGAUUUACGCACAAAAAUGGCUACGAUUCGCAUAUGCUAUCACACCACGGCAUCGGGACGCAGCAUGAGUGCAAAGUGUGCGGAAAGAUGUUCAACCACAGGAGCAGCAUGAGAGAGCACAUCAGAAGGUAUCACGAAAUGGAGAGUUACAGCUGCUCGUUGUGUGACAAAACGUUCAAAAUGAGGAGAGCUCUUCAAAAUCAUCAGCUAGUUCACAGCACGGAAAGGCCGUACGCAUGCCCGCGGUGUCCGAAGCAGUUUAAAAGCGCCAAAACUAGAGCCACCCAUUUACGCACGCACAGCGGCAUCCAGUACAAAUGCACGCUGUGCGACAAAUCCUAUCGGUACAAAGCGCUGCUUAAUAUACACCGUCGUAAAAUGCACCCGACGGAAGGUCUUAGCAAUGAGUUCUGCCUGUGCGAGGACGACCAGCGCCUCUGUCCGAUCACAGCAACCUUCAGUGCUUCACUUACGCACAAAGAUGUGGAACGAUUUACCGGAAUACAGAUAAACCCAGACGAGGACUGCGCGACCUACGCCAUCUGCCACGAGUGCGCAAACAGGCUAAGAACGGCUGCGGAGUUCCGAUGCACCUGCUUAAACAACGAUAUAAAAUUCCAGGAGCUGUUCAUGACGCUCAUUUACAGUGCAGAGCGCGCGUACUAUGAAGAUUGGGAGUGUGAAGAAUUGUCCGACGACGAUGAGAAACAGGAGAAGGAGCAAAUGAGCGAUCAAACAACCGAAUUCGAAGCACUCACACUGGAUGGGUACAGUUACGAUGAACAAGAGCGCAAUCCAAUCAGCUCGCCAGAAUGCCAGGACGAUGAUGCAGAGUUGUACUCUGCGAACUAUAUUGCGCCCGACGAUCCGUACCAUUCGGAGACAACUGACGAAAGUCGAACAAAUCCCCUCUUGCUAAGGUCGGCAAAACAGAGAGGAAGUAUACAAAAUGGCGCCGAUCUGCUUGAAAACGUGCAGUCCAACGUUCGCCGAUCGGGCAAGAGCGAGGGAAAGAAGCGGAAAAUCCUAGAUGCAUCGAUCGUUGAUCAGAGCCCGGGCUACUACAUUAAAAAGUACAAAGCGGGCAUCCGUGUACGCCCGAAGACGCUCUGUGAAGUGUGCGGCGUGUUCGUGAUCGGGGUACGCCGCCAUCUGCUAAAUCAUCGGCAGGAGUCACUGUACGGGUGCCCGCAUUGUCCAGUGAAGAUGAAGCAGAAGAGCAACAUCAUGGCCCACAUUAACACGGUGCACUUCAAAACGGUCGGCAAAACGUGCGGCAUCUGCGGGAAGGGCUUCGUACACCACAAAACGUAUCGAUAUCAUAUGUACACGCAUGUGCUGGAAAAGCAACCUUUUCUCUCGUCUCCGAACCCGUUCGGAACCACCCUGUACGAUACAAAUGGGCGCCGUUUUGACAACCCGUUUCGUUGGAAAUUUGUUUACCAACAAUCCUUUCCAGAUUUCGCCCGCAGUAUGGCGAUCGCCUCGCAGGGAUUGCUAAACGUUUGCCGAUUCUGUUUGUCCCAGGAAGAUGAACGAAUCAUUCUGCUCGAUCAGAUCCUGGACGCGUCGCUCUCAAUCGAAAAUGUGCAACAGUUAACAGGAAUUGAAAUAUGUACGGAUCAAACAACGACGCAGGCGGUAUGCUUGGAGUGCACCAGCAAGCUUAAAAAGGCUUCGGCUUUCCGGAACAACUGCAUCAGCAACGACUACCUGUUCCGGCAGCUCUGCUCACGGUCGCGUUUCACCGUCGUCCAAGGUGCUACUGAUGAUGUCCAAAACGAUGAUUCUGUCCUGGAGGAUCCACUAGAUUUUGAGAUCACUGAUAAUACGAUAAACGAUGGUUUCUCGGCUACUGAUGAUGAAACGGACUUCGAACAGGAUGAUGAUGAUGAGCCAAAUCGAACGCGAACGAAACGAAAUACAGACUCCACCAACGAUGAUACAAUGGAGUACAGGGAAGAGGUCAUCGCUUCCGUUGAUUAUGAUGACGGCACAGCUAUCUCGGAAACCAGUCCGCCUAAACGCCAUGAAGACGAACCAACGGUAGCAACGAUGCAGCAGUCGACGGAACAAGACGAUACGCUCUACUGUGCCAACUACAUAGAGCUGGGUGAACCGCCCACUGAUGGCGAGGAAGCCGUAGCUGCAUUAAGUAAGAAUGAUAAUCUUACCUGCUGGACUGGUUCACGCACCAGACGAGCCAAGCUCGUGUUAGUGCGGAGCGGACAAGCUGGCGGUAAUACUCGCGCUGCCACCUCGACGAGCAUUCUAUUUCGCCGCACCAAGCGCAAGCGUCAGAAGCCACUCUGCGAAACGUGCGGCAAGGUGGUGACAAACAUUGCAACGCACCGCGCAACACACAGCAAGGAGAUGGGCCACGCCUGUCCGCACUGUUCGAUACGGAUGAGCAAUUCAUCGAAUCUGCUGCGCCACGUACAAGCCGUCCAUCUCAAGGUGAACGUAAAGACGUGCGAAAUCUGUGACAUUGGGUUUACCCAUUACUCUACCUACCGGUCGCACAUGUACGCACAGCACGGAAUCGGUGAGCUGCACGAGUGCCGGGUGUGCUCGAGAACGUUCCCGGACGCCUGUGUGCUGCGAAAGCACGUGAAACGGUUUCAUGGUGUGCAGGAGCACGCCUGUCCCAUCUGUGGCAAACUAUUCAAGAUGCUCGACAUGCUCAAGCGUCACCAGCUAGUCCAUUCUAAAGAGCAGCCGUUUAUGUGCAGCCAAUGUCCGAAGCGCUUCAAAAGCGACACCUCCAGGAAAAAGCACGAGUUCACCCACAGCGGCAUCCUGUUCGGUUGCUCCCUGUGUGGCAAAACGUACCGGUACAAGUAUCUCGUCAAUGCGCACAUCAAAAAGGAGCACCCGCUUGAAGGUGGCGAAAACGACGCAGAAACGCCACCACACUGCGAGGGUACGACGGAAGGGGAAUCGACCGUUAUCGAGUAUGGCGAAAACUGAAGGAGCUGGUAAUAUUUAUUGCCAUAUAGUGAAUUGCCGAAUAGUGAAAAGGUUGGAAGAACAACGCGUGGAUUUGUGAAUUGAAAUACAGAAAUCAUUGUGUA
Messenger RNA from Anopheles arabiensis, 4148 nucleotides. RefSeq lists its product as uncharacterized. Gene Ontology annotation, molecular function: zinc ion binding; DNA-binding transcription factor activity; RNA polymerase II cis-regulatory region sequence-specific DNA binding. The transcript is spliced from 10 exons. NCBI's taxonomy places the organism in Eukaryota, Metazoa, Arthropoda, Insecta, Diptera, Culicidae. Gene Ontology annotation, cellular component: nucleus. The record is from RefSeq and is a predicted model, not a curated record. The coding region runs from base 100 to 4044 and encodes 1314 amino acids. Gene Ontology annotation, biological process: regulation of transcription by RNA polymerase II.